Messenger RNA from Priapulus caudatus, 798 nucleotides. RefSeq lists its product as uncharacterized. The record is from RefSeq and is a predicted model, not a curated record. NCBI's taxonomy places the organism in Eukaryota, Metazoa, Priapulida, Priapulimorpha, Priapulimorphida, Priapulidae. Gene Ontology annotation, molecular function: nucleic acid binding. Gene Ontology annotation, biological process: DNA integration. The transcript has a single exon. Bases 1 to 798 code for a protein of 265 amino acids.
AUGCCAGUCAUCGAUGUAGCUGCCGCCAGGGCGAUUGUCUUUUGGCCAGGGAUAACGCUCGACAUCAGUAACGCUAGGGCAAAAUGCGACGACUGCAACAGAAACGCCCCGUCGCAAGCAAGUCUCCCGUCGACGCCGGCGCACCCGCCUUCGGUUCCUUUCGAAGCCGUGGUGGCGGAUUACUUCAAUUUCGCCGGUUGCCAUUAUCUCGUCAUUGCCGACCGCCUCUCGGGAUGGGCCGAGAUCUUCGCCACGCCAUUCGGCUCGAAGCAAGCCAGUGCCAAAGGGCUGGUGGACCGCCUCGGGAACUUCAUGGUUAUCGCCGGACUUCCAGAAGAGCUGUCAACUGAUGGAGGACCAGAGUUCGCUGCCUCGACCACUGGAGACUUCCUACGACGUUGGGGUAUUAAGCACCGGAUAUCAUCCGCCUACCACCCGCAGUCGAAUGGCAGAGCGGAAAUAACCGCCAAGGCAACCAAGCGUCUCCUCAAGCCGGACACUGAUUCGGCGGGCCUCUUGGACAGCGACCGCUUCCUCCGAGCCAUCUGGCAGCUCAGGAACACACCCGACCCAGACUGUGGCAAGUCACCAGCGGAGAUCGUGUUUGGGAGACCUCUUCGCGACACCCUGUCGUUUGCAAAGCGUCUCCAGAAGCUUGGCGACACCGUCCACCUCACGUCAGAGGUCCAUCCGUCGUGGAGGGAAGCUUGGGCGGCCAAGGAAACCGCCCUACGUGACCGAUUUGUUAGUCAGUCCGACGCAUUGAACGCCCGGUCCCGGAAUCUCCCACCGCUCUAG